This is a messenger RNA of Exophiala viscosa, 3649 nucleotides long. RefSeq names its product xeroderma pigmentosum group C-complementing protein. Lineage: Eukaryota; Fungi; Ascomycota; Eurotiomycetes; Chaetothyriales; Herpotrichiellaceae. The transcript has a single exon. Gene Ontology annotation, molecular function: damaged DNA binding; single-stranded DNA binding. Bases 239 to 3307 code for a protein of 1022 amino acids. Gene Ontology annotation, cellular component: cytoplasm; XPC complex; nucleus. The record is from RefSeq and is a predicted model, not a curated record. Gene Ontology annotation, biological process: mismatch repair; nucleotide-excision repair.
GGUAUCUGACAGGAAGUCUUUGUCAGACACUACAAUUUCUUCCAGUCUUAGAUUUGUCAGUGACGUACCUACUAGGCGUCGACCCUCCAUCCUCGAAUAAGUGCCGAGUCGACGUCGCAUCUAGUGAAGGUAGGAUUGAGGCUUCACUCUCCGUGAGGACUCGCCAAGACGAUCAUCACUAUAAGUGUUAACGCGAAAUCAAUCAUGAAUGGCAUAAGCCGACUUCAUCCGUUCCGAAAUGAUGCCACCUAGGAAGAGUCAACCACCGCGAUCAUCCACGCGCCGGACGCGUCAGUCAACUCGUCGACGCGAGACUCUCGACGAUGGCAUUCCCAAUGUGUACGGCGAAAUGCUCGCAGAAGCUUUACGUGAAAAAAACGCCGCCGCAUCGAGUCCCAGGUCGUCCAAACGGAGAAAACUCAGCGAAGAGCCCUCGACCAAGAUCGACCUCGAUUUUGACUUGUUCGGCUCUUCACAAGUCACCCCAGAACAAAACUUGAACGUCGAAGCUACGGAAAGGCUACAACAGAUAGUAUACGAUGAUUUCGAAGGCUCAGAGGAGUCGGAAGCUGAAUUCGAGGAUGUCGAUCUCGAAGCGGCAGUAGACGAGGACGAACCGGUUGAAAAGGCCGAGCAGAAGACUCUGGUGCUGGACUUGUCCAAGACAAACCUGGACUCUUCCAAACGGGGCAUUCAACGGCGAAAGCCUGUGGGGCCAGCAGAACGAAAACUCCGUCUAGAAGUGCACAGAGCACAUCUUGUCUGUCUACUGGCACACCUGAGUUGUCGGAACAGAUGGUGUGAGAGCCAGUCAAUUCACGCCAUGCUCAAACCUCUCGUCCCUCGCAAGAUUACAGCUCUACUUCACGUCGAUGAGUCCAAACCACAAUAUCAGCGAUCGCACUCGUUUCUGAAAGGAAUCGAGGAAGUUUGUGCUAUUUGGAAAGUUGAGUGGACGAUUACGGAAAGAGGUAUGAGACGUGCUCACUGGAGAGCGGAUGUUGAUGCAGUGAAAGAGAGCGACGAUACUGGAGACCUGAUUGACUUCGAGGAGUUCAGGGUUGCUGCAAAGUCACGAUCUGGCUCACGGGAUCUCGGUGCACAAUUACUCUGCGCGUUGCUUCGUUCCGUCGCCGUCGAAACUAGAUUGGUCUGCUCUCUUCAGGUCCUACCAUUCUCCGGUGUUGCAAAAGGCCAGACACCCGAGAAGCCAAAGCCGCAAUAUUACCAUGCCCCCACUCAGGCUUACGGAUCGACCGCGGAAGAGACAACAACGCCACGCCCAUCACCUUCCAAGGCAAAAAGAGUCAAGGACUCACCAUUUCCCAUCUUCUGGGUUGAGGUAUACUCGCCUUCGACGGCGACAUGGAUGCCGUUGGAUCCGAUCGUGCGAAACACAAUCAACAAGCCCAAGACCGGAUUCGAACCGCCUGCAUCCGACCAGCAAAACAGCAUGACUUACGUGAUAGCAUUUGAGGAUGACGGGUCCGCGAAGGACGUCACCAGACGAUAUACCCAAUGGUACAAUGCAAAGACACGAAAGCAAAGAGUGGAAAGCACCAAGGGUGGGGAGGAGUGGUGGGAAAGGACAAUGCGAGUCUAUCAAAAGCCCUUUGACGAAGUGAGAGACGAGAUCGAAGAUGCUGCCCUCUUGAAACGUGCCGAAACCGAGCCCAUGCCACGAAACGUACAGGAGUUUAAAGGACAUCCUGUCUACGUUCUCGAGCGGCAUUUGCGCAUGAGUGAAGUCAUCCAGCCCAAGCAUGAAGUGGGAAAGGUGAGUACGGGAACCGCCAAAAACGCAAAGCUGGAGAGCGUCUUUCGUCGACGGGACGUUCAUCUAUGUCGAAGCGCUGAUGCAUGGUACCGGCGAGGGCGAGAUGUAAAGGAAGGGGAACAGCCCCUGAAGAGAGUGGUGCCCAAACGAAAACGUGAUGUUGUCACUGAAGACUUUGAUGAAGAUGACGAAGCGAAUGAGGGGACGGCACUAUAUGCUGAAUACCAGACACGACUUUACGAACCACCGCCAGUCGUCAAUGGAGACAUUCCAAAGAACGCAUAUGGCAACCUGGACGUCUAUGUUCCAUCGAUGAUUCCUGCUGGAGCAGUUCAUGUCCGUCACCCUCUAGCUGCUGAAGCCGCUCGUGUUCUGGAUAUCAGUUACUCUGAUGCGGUGACCGGCUUUGAGUUCAAGGGUCGACAAGGGACAGCUGUUGUCGAUGGUGCGGUCGUGAGCAUGAACAUGUGCAAUGCCAUGGUCAAUGUGAUUGAAGGAUUGGAGUCCGAGGCGACAGGCGAAGCCACGGCGGCACGCAGCAGGAUUCUCCUCGGUCUGUGGAAGCGAUGGCUUACCGCGCUUAGGGUAAGGGAGCGGGUCCAGCGGGAGUACGGCGACAAGGAAGAGGACGAUGAAGCGACGGCUGAGGCAGAUGCUGACGAUGACGAUGAUGAGACGUAUCAGGACGAGGAUGCUGGUGGUGGCUUCAUGCUCGAAGAAGCAGAGCCAGGCCAGCCGAGUAUCAAACCGCCAGAUUCAGAGGCUCAACCUGCUUUCCCGAAGCUACAGCCCCUUGAUGGGUUGUUGCCUCCAGAAGUCUUGCACAUGGAGAUUAUUGUCGUCAGAUCUCCGCACAAACUGCCUGAAACAGCCGAGCGACCAAACGGCAAGGCAAAAGCCACAGAUUUUACGCAACCAUUAAAGGACAGCGAACCGGGAGGCUUUCUACCCGAAGCAGACGAUGGUGACGAAGGUGGAGGAUUCGUGCCCGAACUAGAGGCAGAAGAUGGCAUCACCGGAGGAGGCUUCCUGCCCGGGGAAGACGAAGAGGAAGAACCAGCUAGAAGUUCCGCGCAUGCACACCAGCCCACCAUAAUGCUGGCCGACGCAGACGAAUAUGGAGGCGGUUUCCUACCAGAAGAUGACGAGGAUGACAAACCCGCCGGAGGGGCCUCGCAAGACCACACCAACAAGCCUCGCAAGACUCAGCAUGACGCAAUGUACGAUACAACGGGCGGUUUCUUCACCGAGGACAACAAUGAUCCCGCAAAUGCAGCUGCCAUUCAUGUCGAGCCCAGCUCGCCUCUUGGUUCUAUACAAAAGGCCACCGCAGAAGAGAGUAGCAUCCAAGUUGCAACUCCAAGUGGUUUGCCGAGUACAAACACAUUGGCACCACCAGCGAGACGGACAGCCAGCACAGACACAGACACAAACCCAGCGACGCCGGCCUCCGAGAAUUCAUUACUCUCGCACGACCCUGACGAAGAAGAUGCCGAGCCUGAGUGGUUAUUGAACAGUCUUGGUGAAUGACUACUGUAGGGUUUGACAGCAACCGUACCCGGAAAAACGACGCCGAGCGGUGAUGCACUGAUGGUUACUCAAUAGUCUGAGUGGUGCUGGUGGUGGAUUUGAUUUCGACAGUACCCUCUCCUUGGCUACCUGAGAGCCAAAAUGGUGCCUGGACCUUGUGACACCUAACAACCAACAAAUUGAAUGGUGUGUGAUGUUGUAUUGGUCUGUAUAUAUGACUUCUUCCCUGAUUAGGUAGGCCUGAAAUGUCCUCCUCCUGGCAGUGUUACAUGAGUAGUACGACAUCAUGAGUAUCCAGUACGCUUACGAGGUGGAAGAGGAUGUCAUGAUAUUCAGAGAAUG